This is a messenger RNA of Gastrolobium bilobum, 1726 nucleotides long. RefSeq names its product probable arabinosyltransferase ARAD2. The record is from RefSeq and is a predicted model, not a curated record. Lineage: Eukaryota; Viridiplantae; Streptophyta; Magnoliopsida; Fabales; Fabaceae. The transcript is spliced from 3 exons. The coding region runs from base 57 to 1499 and encodes 480 amino acids. Gene Ontology annotation, molecular function: glycosyltransferase activity.
GAAAAGCAGUUACGCUGAAUCACAUCACAGAGACAAGAAGCAAAGAAAACAAAUCAAUGCCUGUGAUUGUGAAGAACAACAACAAUGGUCCCUUCUCUGUUCCCAAACUAUUCGUCGUGUUCACCCUUCUCUCCAUUCUCUCUCUCGCUUUCUUCUUCUCGACCUCCACCACCAACACCAACAUCAACACCUCACACCCUUCUCUUUCUCUCCAAUCUUCCACCGAUUCAAGCAUCAACGUUUACGUGGCUGAGCUUCCCAGAUCCGUCAAUUACGGUCUCCUCAACCGCUACUGGUCCUUCGGCACCGAUUCCCGACUCGGCAGCGACUCGGAUCGCGAGAUUCGAUCGAACAAUUUGGGGAAAACCCUAGAAUUCCCUCCAUAUCCCGAGAACCCACUGAUCAAGCAGUACAGCGCCGAGUACUGGAUCAUGGGGGAUUUGAUGACCCCUCCCAAACUGCGAACUGGGUCCAUUGCAAAACGGGUUCUUGACGCACGUGACGCCCACGUGGUCUUCGUGCCCUUCUUUGCCACUGUCAGUGCGGAAAUGCAACUCGGUAUGGCAAAAGGGGUGUUCAGGAAGAAGGUUGGGAACGAGGAUUACCAUAGGCAGAGGGAGGUCAUGGAUUUUCUGAAGAAAACCAAAGCUUGGAAGCGUUCUGGUGGCCGAGAUCACGUGUUUGUGCUCACUGACCCAGUCGCAAUGUGGCAUGUUAAAGAUGAGAUCGCCCCAGCUAUUCUCCUUGUCGUGGAUUUUGGUGGUUGGUACAGACUUGACUCAAAAUCAUCCAACUGUAGCUCAUCUGAUAUGAUUCAACACACCCAAGUUUCGGUACUUAAAGAUGUGAUUGUGCCAUACACAAAUCUACUUCCCAGGUUGCACUUGUCAGAAAACCAGGAGCGCCACCACCUACUGUAUUUUAAAGGAGCUAAGCAUCGGCACCGGGGAGGCCUAGUUAGACAGAAGUUAUGGGAUCUAUUGAUUAAUGAGCCUGGUGUUGUAAUGGAGGAAGGCUUCCCUAAUGCCACUGGGCGAGAGCAAUCAAUAAGAGGGAUGAGAACAUCAGAGUUUUGCCUCCAUCCAGCCGGGGAUACGCCCACUUCAUGCCGACUAUUUGAUGCCAUUCAAAGUCUUUGUAUACCUGUUAUUGUCAGUGACAACAUUGAGCUCCCAUUUGAAGGUAUGGUGGAUUAUUCAGAAUUUUCAGUUUUUGUGGCAGUUGAUGAUGCACUGAAACCAAGCUGGCUAGUGAAUCAUAUUCAAAGAUUUUCAAAGGAGCAGAAGGACAGGUUCCGCCAAAAUAUGGCUGGAGUACAGGCCAUCUUUGUGUAUGAUAAUGGUCAUCCUGGUGGAAUUGGACCAAUACCUGUGGAUGGUGCAGUGAAUCAUAUAUGGAAGAAAGUUCACCAAAAACUGCCAGCGAUACAAGAAGCCAUAAUUCGAGAGAAAAGAAAACCACCUGGUGUUUCGGUUCCACGUCGUUGUCAUUGUACUUGAAUUUAACUGGUUAUUUCUGUUUCUCUUCUUUCAAAGGAGCAGUGAUAUGGGUUAAUAUCUGGUUAAAUUUAGCUCCAUAAUGGCGAUUUAUUUUUUUACUUAGAGAGAGAGAGAGAGAGAGAGAGGGGUUCUUAGAUUGUGGAUGCUUACGUGAAUGGUAUAGGAGAAAUUAGUUUCGUUUUCACUUCAUUCUCUUUGCACCUGAAUUGAUAUGUUUCCAUGUUUUU